AAGAAGACUGUAGGGAGCUAGGAAGGGCUCUAAGAAGACUGUAGGGAGCUAGGAAGGGCUCUAAGAAGACUGUAGGGUGCUAGGAAGGGCUCUAAGAAGACUGUAGUGUGCUUCCCAAGGGUGUUCGCACCAUGAGCUGUAGAGUAGUUUGUGCUGCCCAGCUCUAGCCUGCGUCUGCGUGUGUGUGCGUGCGUGCGGUGUGUGUAUGUGUGUGCGCGUGUGUGUGAUGGCGGUGUGUGUGGGGGCCGRGGCCCCCCUGCUGUGUGUCUGGCUGUGCCUCUGUAGCGUUGGGGGAUCCAGAGGGGAGGUGCUAGAGUUUGGGGGGGUUUCGGGACAGUGGGGGCGGUUCCCGGUGUGGAACGCGUGCUGCGAGAGCAUUCUGUCGUUCAGCGUUAGAACUCACAGCGCGGACGGGCUGCUGCUUUACCUUGACGARGAAGGAUUCUGCGACUUCUUGGAACUCUUGUUGCUACAUGGAAAACUCCGCCUACGAUUCUCAAUCUUCUGUGCCGAGCCAGCCGAGGUGAGUUCCGGGGUCGCCGUGAGCGACGGCCACUGGCAUGCCGUGCGUGUGAAACGGGACUGGAGGAACACAAGCCUUGAGGUGGAUGGAAAGAUGGAGGGAUGGGCGGAGGUAAAGAGCAAACGGAAAGACAUGACAGUGUUUAGCCAUACUUUUAUGGGCGGGGUUUCCCCAGAGCUCCAUGCCUCUCCGCUCCGCCUCACUUCCCCUGGUGUAAGAGACCACGCCUCUUUUGCUGGCUGGCUCGCUGGGGUCACCAUCAACGGAUCYGUGGCCGUUCUGGAAGGAUCGGAGGGUGUUACCGUGGGAGACGGGUGUGGGCCGGCCCACGUGUGUCAGAACGGAGGGGUGUGUUCUGUUGUCGAGAUGAGGGCCGUCUGCGACUGUACCGGCACCGGCUACAAAGGCAACGACUGCAGCGAAGGUCUGGCUCACCUGAUGAUCGGCGACCAAGGAAAGCUCAGAGGGUUCCAGUGCGGCCUCCACAGUCCAGUAUUCAUCCUUGUUUGCUCUUCCCCGCACUUCGCCCUGAGGUGCCGUGUCAUUCAGCCGGGUAGCACCUGUACCAGAUCCACCCAUCUAGCGCCCUGCCAGUGCAGCCUCCACAAGUCGCAGAGCUUCUCGGCGACAGUCCCAGUCAGAGUCUCCGGAGAGAACAGUUCCCGUCCAGAUGCUUCUCGGUGA
This is a messenger RNA of Salvelinus sp. IW2-2015, 1207 nucleotides long. NCBI's taxonomy places the organism in Eukaryota, Metazoa, Chordata, Actinopteri, Salmoniformes, Salmonidae. The record is from RefSeq and is a predicted model, not a curated record.